Neoarius graeffei (lesser salmon catfish) is the source of this 1334-nucleotide messenger RNA. It is a transcript of the gene hs3st1l1, whose product is annotated as heparan sulfate (glucosamine) 3-O-sulfotransferase 1-like1. The coding region runs from base 90 to 1019 and encodes 309 amino acids. Gene Ontology annotation, molecular function: [heparan sulfate]-glucosamine 3-sulfotransferase activity. The record is from RefSeq and is a predicted model, not a curated record. NCBI's taxonomy places the organism in Eukaryota, Metazoa, Chordata, Actinopteri, Siluriformes, Ariidae. The transcript has a single exon.
GAGACUUUUUUCACCAGUGCACUGCUACAACGCCGCCAAUUACCAUUCCCAUCUGUUGGCUGCCCUUCUCCCUGCUGCUCUCCCUGUCCAUGGCUGCCUUGCUGGGAUCUGUGUUCCUCCUGGUCCUACAGACAUAUGCUGCCCCUCCAGAGUUUAUCCAGAUGUGGCCCAGUGUGCCAACCUCAGGCCCUGGAUAUCUGGCUAAUGAGACGGUCACCCCCUCGCUGGUGCCCCCACCUGGCACCAGCAAGCACCUCCCUCACAGCAUCAUUAUUGGUGUGCGUAAAGGUGGCACGCGUGCGCUUCUGGAGAUGCUGGAUAUUCACCCUGAAGUAGCAGCAGCAGCUACUGAAGUUCACUUCUUUGACUGGGAUGAAAACUACGCUAAGGGCCUAGAGUGGUACCGUGACCUUAUGCCGUAUUCAUAUCCUCACCAGAUCACCAUCGAAAAGACUCCAGGCUAUUUCACCUCACCUUCAGCUCCAGCUCGUAUCCGUGCCAUGAACUCCUCAAUCAAGCUCCUGCUCAUCUUGAGAGACCCGGUGGAGAGAGUCAUCUCGGAUUACACGCAAGUGUACUUCAACCGGCUGGAGAACCACAAGCCUGUGCAUGCCAUAGAGGACAUGCUGGUCAGGAACGGGGCUCUUAACACACGGUACAAGGCCAUUCAGCGUAGUCUCUACGAUGUGUAUAUGAGGAACUGGCUCCUGCACUUUCCGCUGGAACAGAUCCACAUUGUGGAUGGGGACAUGCUGAUUCAUAACCCCUUGUCAGAGCUGCAAAAGGUGGAGAAUUUCCUGGAGCUGCAGCCACGGAUAGUGGCCUCCAACUUCUACUUCAAUCAGACCAAGGGCUUCUACUGCAUCCGCAGCGAUGGCAGAGAAAGGUGCCUGCACGAGUCCAAAGGGCGACCUCACCCUCCUGUGAACAGCACUGUUCUGGAGCAGCUCCGCUCCUACUUCCGCCAGCACAACCACAAUUUCUACCAGCUGGUCAGACGCACGUUUAACUGGGGCUAGUGCAGGGGAAUAGCUGAGCCUGUCCUAGCUUCCUUGCCAGUAGUAAAGGUUCUGUGCCAUCUAAUAAGGUUAUUGGUUGAUUAUCAGUAAUGUUGAACAAGGAUGCAGAUGGAUGCCUUUGAACUCCUAUUGUGACUGCGAAAUAACUUUGCAAUGAGAAAAUUGUAAUCAUUUAAGAAAAUAAUUUAACAAAUAAUUUAUAAAUGAAUAUGUACAGUGGGAGCAUCCCAGAGCUUUGAUCCUCUAUACUAUCAGCAAGUUCCUGAAGGGAGACUGAAGCAAACAUUUUUGUGAACUCAUGGGCCUUUUUUUUUU